GGCGCCUGGCACUGAGCCCAGCCCGGCCGCGGCUGAAUGGAACGGCUGCACAAGCAGCCGCUGACCUCCCCUGGGAGCGUCUGCUCCUCGCGCGGCUCCAGCGUGCCCGGCUCCCCCUCCAGCAUCGUGGCCAAAAUGGACAACGAGGUGCUGGGCUACAAGGACCUGGCCGCCAUCCCCAAGGACAAAGCCAUCCUGGACAUCGAGCGGCCCGACCUGAUGAUCUACGAGCCCCACUUCACCUACUCGCUGAUGGAGCACGUGGAGCUGCCCCGGAGCCGCGAGCGCUCCCUGUCUCCCAAAUCCAUGUCUCCUCCUCCGUCUCCAGAGGCGAUCCGGGAGUGGCUGGACAGCCGCCCCCCCAGCAGCACCCCGGGGCCCCCCUCGCGCCAGGGCGCUGCCCCCACCCGCAGCAGCGUCCAGCACUUCCACCGACCCGAGACCGACACCACCGAGCUCAACAUUUACAAGAAGCCCCCGAUCUACCGGCAGAAAGACCACCAUUCCAGUGCCCACCACGGGAAACAUCUCAUCGAGGACCUGAUCAUCGAAUCCUCCAAAUUCCCGGCGGCGCAGCCCCCGGACCCCAACCAGCCCGCCAAGAUCGAGACCGACUACUGGCCCUGCCCGCCCUCGCUGGCCGUCGUGGAGACCGAGUGGAGGAGGCGGAUGGCGUCCAAGAGGGGCGAGGAGGAGGAUGAGGAUCUGACGGAGGAGAUGAAGAACCUGCGGGAGCUCCAGCGGCAGGAGCUGAGCAAGGUCAGCGGCGGGGCGGUGAAACUCCNCCUGAAGGAGGAGAUGGAGAAGUCGCUCCCGAUCCGCAGGAAAACUCGCUCGCUGCCGGACCGGACGCCUUUCCACACCUCCCUCCACAGCAGCUCCAAGAGCUCGUCCCUGCCCGCCUCCGGCCGGAGCACCCUGACCCGGCUGCAGUCCGCAGAGUUCGGCUCAGCGGGGAGCGAGAAGAGCAGCCCGGAGUUUAUUUUAUUUGCUGGUGUUGGAGAAUCCGCGUGA
This is a messenger RNA of Lonchura striata (white-rumped munia), 1014 nucleotides long. NCBI's taxonomy places the organism in Eukaryota, Metazoa, Chordata, Aves, Passeriformes, Estrildidae. The record is from RefSeq and is a predicted model, not a curated record.